UCCCACUCCCCUUUUUCCUCUCCCUCCCUGCGCCCAAAUUCCCUCUCCUUCUCUUCCUGUUUUCUUUUUUCUUCUCUCCCUCCCUGCACCCAACUUCCUUCUCCCUCUUUUCCUCUUUUCUUUUAUCUUUUCUCCCCCUCCCUGCACCCAACAUUCUUCAGCCUCUUUUCCUCUUUCCUUCUCCCUCAUCUGAAUCCGUACAGAAAAACAAGAGGAGUCACAAUUAAAUCUACUUUGCUCUCUCAAAUAUUAUUCAUGAGGAAUAAACCUUUUCUACACUAUGAUGAGCUGGUUGAGGUGUUUAAGAAUGUUCGAUCUACAAGAGUUCGAGCAAAGAAUGCAGCUGAUGCAAUUGAAGACAAGAUGGACAAGAAUGAGAUGAUGAAACUGAUUUCGGAAGGGCAUAUGGAGAAGAUCAAAUGAGUAACAAGGGGCUAGUACGGAUGGUGUAUCUGUUACCAAUUCAAGCAAUGAGCAAAGCACAAAAUAAGAAAGUUAGAAAUGUGACUAGCAAAAAGAGGAAAACAUGUGAUGAUGGUUUUACUACUUUGGUUGUUGAGAUAUGAAAGUUUGAAUCUUCUUACUGUGAGAGCACAGAGUGCCUAAAAAUAUUCCUUCCUUCUUUAGUUAACAAGCUGCUAUGACUGAUAGAAGGUUGAUGAUUUUUAAUGAGAUCAUUAAAUUGGAUGCUUUCUCAAAACAAGAAG
Molecule: messenger RNA, 707 nt
Organism: Cuscuta epithymum
Lineage: Eukaryota; Viridiplantae; Streptophyta; Magnoliopsida; Solanales; Convolvulaceae
Source: the annotation of a GenBank genome assembly